CGCGAUAAGACAGAUGAAUCAUCCGUUUAGAGGAGUAGGUUUAUUAAAUCUUGAGUCCUUGGUAAUACCGGAGCUGACUAUAGCUGCUGGACAUCGAGUAACAUCAGCUCUACAAAUUUUCAAAAAUAUGACACUAUCCGGUUUUAACGAAACGAAAUGUGCAAAAGUAGAAUUUAAUUUUGACAAAAAUACACUCAAACUAGAUUGCAUCGUCCCACAUUUUCGACUAGACUUCCACUAUGAACUACAUGGUCAAAUUUUUUUGGUUUCUGUUUAUGGAAAUGGAACUGGCUGGGCUGUUCUGCAGGACUCUCACUUUGAGGUCAGUUAUCAGUUAGGAGAAUAUGAGAACAAGGGUAAAACAUAUUUUAAUAUUAUUAAUCAACAAUUAAGUGUGCAGCCAAGAAGUAUUGACUUUGAUUUGAAGAAUCUUUUUGACGGUGAUGAGGAAGCUGCUGAUCGUUUCAAGAAGAUGUUGAAGGAAAAUGCCCUCGAGGUUUAUGGUGAUGUUAAGUCUGGGUAUGACGAGGCUUUUGGAAUAAUAUUUGCCACCAUUUUUGACAGACUCCUCACGAAAGUGCCUGUUUCAAAGCUUUUUGGGUAGAAAUAACGUUCUAAAAGUCUAGAAGGUCUAAAAUAAUAUAUUUUUCUACCGCCCACGUUUUUUGGUUUUCUAAUAGAGCUAUUAACGCACGCAAAUGACGUCACAGCAGUUCGUUAAUAGCGGAAAGGCGUUCUUUAAUAGAUCUGGUGUAAUUUAGAUCGGUAAGAUUGGUAGCAAUGACGAGAAAUGUCAGGUGAAUGUCAGUGGCAAAUCUAAACUUAAAAUUUCUCAUGUUUCCGGAAGCGUAACUUCUUCGCAAGA
Molecule: messenger RNA, 865 nt
Organism: Zophobas morio
Lineage: Eukaryota; Metazoa; Arthropoda; Insecta; Coleoptera; Tenebrionidae
Product: circadian clock-controlled protein daywake-like
Exons: 3
Coding region: 14-604 (196 amino acids)
Source: RefSeq, a predicted model, not a curated record